AGAGUUCAUUUGCUCCGCCACCUAAUGACCAAAGAGAUGACUUACUCAAAACUUCAGAGAAAGUGGACUUAUAUGAGGACCUUCUUUUUCCUCGUGGUGUGUAUGGGGCUUUCUUUAAUUUUUUGGGGAACAAACUUUAAUAGAAGUCUGCCCUCUCAUUUUCCUAUACUGGAGCAGUUCUCCUCUGACCUGCCUGCCUGUUUAGGUGUCAUCACUGGAGACACAAAGGGCAGAAUGGCUGAACUAGAAGCGCUUCUAGCAACCAGAAGUAAGAAAACGGCUCUAUCUGAGGAUUUCUACAUCAAUGCGACAAAGGACUGUGUAGCUUUCACUGAGAAAAGAGGUUUCAUUAAUGUACCUCUUAGUGAAGAGGAGGCAAAUUUUCCUAUUGCGUACUCCAUGGUGAUCCAUGAAAAGAUUGAGAUGUUUGAAAGACUCCUGCGGUCUAUCUAUGCUCCUCAGAACCUCUACUGUGUUCAUGUUGAUCAGAAAUCUUCUCUGGAUUUUCACAGGCCUGUGAGAGAAAUAGUUUCCUGCUUUCCCAAUGUUUUCAUAAGCAGCAAAUUAGAAAGAGUUGUGUAUGCUUCCUGGUCCAGAGUACAGGCAGAUCUGAAUUGCAUGAAAGAUCUGCUACGCUCCGAUAUCCAGUGGAAGUACCUGCUGAACACUUGUGGGACAGAUUUUCCAAUCAAAACCAACAGGGAGAUGGUGAGAGCUCUGAAAGCCCUCAAUGGGAGAAACAGCAUGGAAACCGAAGCCACCAACGACUACAAGAAAGGUCGCUGGCAGUACCACCACAAUGUCACCAACACGGUUGUCAGGACGGGCGUGAGGAAGAGCCCACCACCGAUCAGGAGCCCCAUGUUCUCAGGAAACGCCUACUUUAUUGUCUCAAGGGCCUUUGUGAAACACAUAAUGCAGAACAGAGAGGUGCAGAACUUCAUAGAGUGGGAGAAGGAUACGUACAGCCCGGAUGAGCAUAUGUGGGCUACCCUGCAGAGGAUGCCCCAUGUUCCUGGAUCAGCCCCCGCUAAUGGCAAAUACGACGUGUCGGACAUGCAGGCUCUCUCCAGGGCAGUCAAGUGGUCUUACCUAGAAGGAGACGUGAGCAAAGGAGCUCCAUACUACCCAUGCACAGGGGCCCACAGGAGAUCUGUCUGUGUGUAUGGAGCUGGAGACCUCCUGUGGCUCCUGAGACAGCAGCACCUCUUUGCAAAUAAGUUUGACCCAGAAGUUGACGAUAUUUCCAUCAGAUGUUUGGAGUCAGUUCUGCAUUUCAAAGCUUUGGGUCAUGACCCACUGGCCUCUCUGGUAAAUUCAAACCUGUUGUAGAACCUUAAAGGAAUGUA
Messenger RNA from Cyprinodon tularosa, 1349 nucleotides. It is a transcript of the gene gcnt3, whose product is annotated as glucosaminyl (N-acetyl) transferase 3, mucin type. The record is from RefSeq and is a predicted model, not a curated record. Gene Ontology annotation, molecular function: acetylglucosaminyltransferase activity. The coding region runs from base 25 to 1332 and encodes 435 amino acids. Gene Ontology annotation, cellular component: membrane. The transcript has a single exon. Lineage: Eukaryota; Metazoa; Chordata; Actinopteri; Cyprinodontiformes; Cyprinodontidae.